AUGUCUUUGAUGAGAUUAAAUGUAUGUGAUAGUAUCACAGGUAUAUGUUUCUUUGAGAAGAUUUGGAAAUGGAGUGGAACAUCUGUUGCCGAAGGUAUUUGUAAAUUGGUAUUGACAUUCCAUAAGUUAUCGAAUGAAAUAGGUGAUACAGGUGGUAAGUGUACUGAUUUCUUAGAGGUUAAAAGUGUAUUAUUUGAACAACCAACGACAUCACAGAAUCCAUUGAGUUUAUCUGGUCAUGGUAUAAGUACGGUUAGUGGUGGUGGUGGCGGUGGCGGUGGAGGUGGUGGCGGUAGCGGAAGUAGCAGUACAACUACGACAACGACCAACGUUAGACAUUCGCUACAUCAUCGAACACCAUCGACAACGGGAUCGUCAUCGACUGCCAAGCGUGUCAAAGUCGUCAAUACACCACCACCCAUCCGAUUGGCAUGCGAGAAGGAAGAGAAGAUCACAGUCUCGGUAUUCUACGAAUUGGCAGGCUUUGAAGAUGAAAUCAAAAAGUUUAUCUUGAAUAUAUUGAAUGAAUUUAACAACAAGUACGCUGCACAACUACCCGAACUACGUCCUAUCCUACAUGAAAUGAGUGAAUUUCCAGAGAAAUGUAAAACAAAACCAGAAGAGAUUAUGAUUAGAUUUAAAGAUUUCGAAAAGAUUGCAGAUGAUAUAAAGAUACAAUCAAAGCUUUCAUAA
This is a messenger RNA of Heterostelium album PN500, 693 nucleotides long. RefSeq lists its product as uncharacterized. Bases 1 to 693 code for a protein of 230 amino acids. The record is from RefSeq and is a predicted model, not a curated record. Lineage: Eukaryota; Evosea; Eumycetozoa; Acytosteliales; Acytosteliaceae. The transcript has 4 exons.